This is a messenger RNA of Saccoglossus kowalevskii, 7010 nucleotides long. Its product is annotated as DNA-directed RNA polymerase II subunit RPB1. The record is from RefSeq and is a predicted model, not a curated record. Gene Ontology annotation, cellular component: RNA polymerase II, core complex. Lineage: Eukaryota; Metazoa; Hemichordata; Enteropneusta; Harrimaniidae. Gene Ontology annotation, molecular function: DNA binding. Gene Ontology annotation, biological process: transcription by RNA polymerase II.
CCAGCGUCCUGUCUUCGUUCAGCGCCUUUUAUGUGAGGUUGUGCUGCAACGCUGAGAGAUUCCUUCUAUAAGUAUCUGACCAGAAAUACAAAAGAUCGUCACGCAGAGAUUGUACUGAACCGUAUUUAGCGAAGCUACAGUCUACAUUGUCAAAAGAUCACAUCGACGACUCUGGUGUUGUGUUCUGCGAAAUCACAAAAUGGCGUACCAAAUGUGCAACGAUUCAAAGGCCCCUUUACGGGAAGUAGUACGAGUGCAGUUCAGCAUAUUGAGUCCCGAUGAAAUAAAACGAAUGUCUGUAACUGAAGGUGGCAUCCGAUAUUCAGAAACUACAGAAGGCGGACGACCUAAAUUACAAGGUUUGAUGGACCCACGACAAGGUGUAGUGGACAGAUUAUCACGAUGUCAAACCUGUGCAGGAAAUAUGCACGAUUGUCCCGGACAUUUUGGUCACAUAGAAUUGUCCAAGCCUGUAUUCCAUGUUGGAUUUAUUGCCAAAGUUGUUAAAGUUUUGAGAUGUUUCUGCUUUUAUUGUUCAAAGUUGUUGGUUGAUAAUAAUCAUCCCAAAAUCAAAGAGAUUUUAAUCAAGUCCAAAGGGCUACCUCGCAAAAGACUGGGACAUGUGUAUGAACUGUGUAAAGGUAAAAAGGUGUGCGAGGGUGGCGAAGAGAUGGACCACAAAUUUGAUGCUGAUUUGGCGCAAAGAGAAGAUGAAGCAGAUCAACCAGCCAAACCUAAGGGUCAUGGUGGAUGUGGUCGAUACCAACCUAGUAUCAGGAGGGCUGGUUUAGAGUUGACAGCUGAAUGGAAAAAUGUUAAUGAAGAUUCACAAGAAAAAAAGAUCAUACUUACAGCUGAACGUGUUUUAGAAAUAUUUAAAAGGAUAUCAGAUGAAGAGUCUUUGAUUAUUGGAAUGGAUCCUCAGUAUACUAGACCUGAUUGGAUGAUUGUAACAGUGUUACCAGUGCCACCGUUAGCUGUAAGACCAGCUGUAGUUAUGAAUGGCUCAGCUAAAAAUCAGGAUGAUUUGACCCAUAAGUUGGCAGAUAUUGUGAAAGCCUCUAACCAGUUAAAAAGAAAUGAACAGAAUGGAGCCGCUGCACAUAUUAUUGCUGAAGAUACUAAAAUGUUACAAUUCCACGUUUGCACUAUGGUUGACAAUGAACAACCAGGUUUACCAAGGGCAAUGCAGAAAUCGGGACGUCCCUUGAAGUCAAUUAAACAGAGACUGAAAGGCAAAGAAGGGAGAAUCCGUGGUAAUUUGAUGGGAAAACGAGUUGACUUUUCAGCACGAGCUGUUAUUACUCCAGAUCCCAAUCUUUCUAUUGACCAAGUUGGUGUACCUAGGACUAUUGCACAGAACUUAACAUUUCCAGAGUUGGUCACUCCAUUCAACAUUGACAGAAUGCAUGAAUUGGUUAAAAGAGGCAAUAACCAGUAUCCUGGUGCGAAGUAUAUUAUUCGUGACAAUGGUGACAGAAUUGAUCUAAGAUUUCAUCCCAAAGCUAGUGAUUUACAUUUACAGUGUGGAUAUAGGGUGGAGAGACAUAUCAGGGACAAUGACUAUGUUAUAUUCAAUAGACAGCCUACGCUGCAUAAAAUGUCUAUGAUGGGUCAUCGUAUCAAGAUUUUACCGUGGUCAACUUUUCGUCUUAAUCUGAGUGUAACUACUCCAUACAAUGCUGAUUUUGAUGGAGAUGAGAUGAAUCUUCAUGUACCACAAUCCUUGGAGACUAAAGCUGAAAUUAGUGAGAUUAUCUUAGUACCCAGACAGAUUAUAACUCCACAAUCCAACAAACCAGUCAUGGGUAUUGUGCAGGAUUCAUUAGCAGCUGUCAGAAAAUUUACAAAAAGAGAUGUCUUCCUUGAAAAGGAAGAUGUAAUGAUUUUAUUAAUGUGGUUGCCAUCAUGGGAUGGUAAAAUGCCUCAACCAUGUAUAUUGAAACCCAAACCGUUAUGGACAGGUAAACAAUUGAUGUCUCUGAUUGUACCUGGUAAUGUUAAUUUAGUACGUACGCAUAGCACCCAUCCUGAUGAAGAAGACACUGGUCCUUAUAAAUGGAUAUCACCAGGAGAUACUAAGGUGCUGAUUGAGAAUGGAGAAGUUUUAUCUGGUAUUUUAUGCAAGAAGACUUUAGGUACAUCGAGUGGAUCUUUGGGUCAUGUGGUAUUUGUGGAAAUGGGACAUGAAAUUGCCAAAGAGUUUUAUGGAAACAUUCAGACAGUAGUAAAUAAUUACUUGCUUAUAGAAGGUCAUACUAUUGGAAUGGGUGACUGUAUUGCUGAUGCUCAGACCUAUGAUGAUAUUCAGAAUACAAUCCGUAAAGCUAAACAAGAUGUGAUAGAAGUUAUUGAGAAAGCUCAUAAUGAUGAAUUGGAACCCUCCCCUGGUAAUACUUUGAGACAGACGUUUGAGAACCAGGUCAAUCGUUUGUUGAAUGAUGCCCGUGAUAAAACUGGAAGUUCAGCUCAGAAAAGUUUAUCAGAAUUCAAUAAUUUCAAAGCUAUGGUGGUCGCUGGAUCUAAAGGUUCCAAAAUUAACAUUUCACAAGUUAUUGCUUGUGUGGGUCAACAGAACGUUGAAGGUAAACGUAUCCCAUUUGGUUUCCGCCAUCGAACACUGCCACAUUUCAUUAAAGAUGAUUAUGGUCCAGAAAGUAGAGGGUUUGUAGAGAACUCUUAUCUUGCUGGUUUGACACCUACAGAAUUUUAUUUCCAUGCUAUGGGAGGACGUGAAGGUCUUAUUGAUACUGCUGUCAAAACUGCCGAAACUGGGUAUAUCCAGCGACGUUUGAUUAAAGCUAUGGAAAGUGUUAUGGUACGAUAUGAUGGUACUGUACGUAAUAGUAAUGAUGCAUUGGUACAGCUGAGAUAUGGUGAAGAUGGUCUAGAUGGGGCUCAUGUAGAGUUCCAAGAUAUGCCUUCCAUGAAACCAUCAAAUCAAGCCUUUGAAAAGAGAUUUAAAUUUGAUUACACCAGUGAUAGGGUUCUAAGACGAUUUUUAACUGAAGAUGUUGUCAAAGAUAUCAUUGGUAGUGCGCAAGUUCAAGCUGCAUUGGAAGAAGAGUUUGAAUUGUUAAAAGAAGAUCGUCAUACUCUAAGGAGUAUAUUUCCUACAAGAGAAAGCAAAGUUGUUUUGCCAUGUAAUUUACAGCGUAUGAUUUGGAAUGCUAAAAAGAUAUUCCAUAUUAACGUCAGAAAACCUACAGACCUGCAUCCUGUGAAGGUUAUUGAAGGUCUGAGUGAAUUAACAAAGAAACUGGUUAUUGUGAAGGGGGAUGAUUCAAUCAGUAGACAAGCACAGGAAAAUGCCACAUUGAAUAUGAAUAUAUUAAUAAGAGCUACACUGUGUUCUAGAAGGGCUACUGAAGAGUUCAGGUUAUCAGCUGAAGCAUUUGAAUGGUUACUUGGCGAAAUUGAAACUAGAUUCCAGCAGUCACAGGCGCAGGCAGGUGAAAUGUGUGGUCCAUUGGCAGCUCAGUCUCUCGGUGAGCCAGCUACACAGAUGACAUUGAAUACAUUUCAUUAUGCUGGUGUAUCUGCUAAGAAUGUAACACUUGGUGUACCUCGACUCAAGGAAAUUAUCAAUAUAUCUAAGAAACCAAAGACUCCUUCUUUAACUGUAUUCCUUACUGGACAGGCAGCAAGAGAUGCAGAGAAGGCCAAGGAUGUACUGUGUAGAUUGGAACAUACAACAUUACGUAAAGUCACUGCCAAUACAGCUAUAUAUUAUGAUCCAGAUCCACAAAACACUGUUAUUACUGAAGACCAAGAUUGGGUUAAUGUCUAUUAUGAAAUGCCUGAUUUUGAUCCAACAAGAAUAUCACCAUGGUUAUUACGUAUUGAAUUGGAUCGUAAACGUAUGACAGACAAGAAACUGUCCAUGGAACAAAUUGCUGAGAAAAUUAAUGCCGGAUUUGGUGAUGACUUGAAUUGUAUAUUUAAUGAUGAUAAUGCUGAGAAAUUAGUAUUGAGGAUACGAAUAAUGAACAGUGAUGAAAAUAAGUACCAGGAUGAAGAAGAACAGGUUGAUAAGAUGGAUGAUGAUGUAUUCUUGCGUUGUAUAGAAGCAAAUAUGUUAACAGAUAUGACAUUACAAGGCAUUGAGCAGAUUAGUAAAGUGUACUUGCAUUUACCAAAAGAAGAAUCUAAAAAGCGUAUUAUUAUAACAGAAAGUGGCGAGUUCAAGGCUUUGCAGGAAUGGAUUCUAGAAACUGAUGGUACAUCAUUGAUGAAAGUAUUAAGUGAAAGAGAUGUGGACCCAGUCAGAACAACUUCCAAUGAUAUCUGUGAAAUAUUCCAGGUGUUGGGUAUUGAAGCUGUCAGGAAGUCUGUUGAGAAGGAAUUAAACCAUGUUAUCUCUUUUGAUGGUUCAUAUGUAAACUAUCGUCAUUUAGCUUUACUCUGUGAUAUCAUGACAGCGAAAGGACAUUUAAUGGCCAUUACAAGACAUGGUAUCAAUAGACAAGAUGUUGGUGCUCUUAUGAGGUGCUCGUUUGAAGAAACCGUUGAUAUUCUAAUGGAUGCCGCAAUGCAUGCAGAAACAGAUCAUAUGAAAGGUGUCAGUGAAAAUAUCAUGUUGGGUCAGUUAGCUAAGAUUGGAACAGGAUCAUUUGAUUUACUACUGGAUGGUGAAAAAUGUAAAUAUGGCAUGGAGAUACCAAGUAAUAUUGGAUUAAUGCCUGGAGGUGGUACUACUGGCAUCUUCUUUGGAUCACUUGGUACCCCAGCUCCUGGCAUGUCUCCUCAGAUGACACCCUGGAAUCAAGGAGCAACACCGGCGUAUGGCGCCGCAUGGUCACCUGGUGUUGGGAGUGGAAUGACCCCUGGUGCAGCAGGAUUCAGUCCUUCAGCUCAGUCAGAUGCAAGUGGAUUUAGUCCCGGUUAUAGCCCAGCAUGGUCGCCUCAACCAGGAUCACCAUCAUCACCAGGUCCUACUAGUCCAUACAUGCCAUCACCAAGUGAUGCUAUGUCACCAACUUAUGCUCCAACUUCACCUGCUUAUGAACCUGGCUCACCUUCAGUUACACCACAGAGUCCAUCAUAUAGCCCAACUUCACCAUCGUACUCUCCAACAAGUCCAGGAUAUUCACCGACUAGUCCAAAAUAUUCUCCGACCAGUCCAAGUUAUUCACCAACUAGUCCCAGUUACUCGCCAACGAGUCCUAGUUACAGCCCGACUUCACCAUCUUAUAGCCCGACAAGUCCCAGUUAUUCUCCCACAAGCCCUAGUUAUAGUCCAACGUCGCCAAGUUACAGCCCAACAUCACCUAGCUAUUCACCAACAAGUCCAUCAUAUAGUCCAACUUCACCAAGCUACUCGCCGACGUCGCCAAGCUACAGUCCAACUAGCCCAUCGUACAGUCCGACGAGUCCAAGUUAUUCACCAAGCUCACCACAGUAUACACCAACAUCACCAAACUAUUCACCUACUAGUCCUGGUUACUCACCGACCAGUCCGAGUUACAGUCCUUCAUCUCCAAGUUACUCCCCAACAUCACCGAGCUACUCUCCAACAUCACCUAGUUAUAGUCCAAGUUCACCCAAAUAUUCCCCACAUUCACCUAGUUACAGCCCAAGCUCUCCUAGUUACUCCCCAUCUAGCCCUAAGUACUCGCCAACAAGCCCAUCAUACAGUCCAACAUCACCGAGUUACAGUCCAAGUUCUCCCCAGUACACCCCAACUUCACCGAAAUACAGUCCAACAAGUCCUACAUAUUCGCCAGCUAGCCCAAGUUAUUCCCCAUCAAGUCCCAAAUAUUCGCCGACAAGCCCUAAAUAUUCUCCAACUAGCCCAACCUAUUCGCCAACAUCUCCAAAGUACAGUCCUACUUCACCCACAUAUUCACCAACCAGCCCCAAGUAUAGCCCAACAUCACCCACAUACUCUCCAACAAGUCCAAAAGGAUCAACAUAUUCCCCAACUUCUCCAGGGUAUUCCCCAACAUCACCGUCAUACAGUCCUACAAGUCCUAUGGAAGAUAGUGAUGAAGGUUAGACAUAACAGCCACCAUAUGUUAAUUUGCCAAGGAUACAAUCAAGACAAAAACAGGAGCUUGCAUUAACUUGGGUCAAGUCUUCUAAAUUCAUUUUUUUGAUUUAAGAAUUGAAAAGGAAUACCAAGUAUAUUUUGUAUUAUAAAGCUUGGUAUAUUUUACUAUAUUCAAAACUCUACUCCAUGUACAAGUUCUGGUAUGAUUUAUAUUAUGGAGUUCCUAUUUCAUAAAAUGAAAUAUGUUGUGUGUGAAAACAAGAUAUAGUUGUAUUUUUCAUCAUAUUUUUUUUAAUGUUUGCAAUAUGAAGAAAAAUUUGCAUGUUGUAAUCAUACAUACAAAACAAAACAAAAUUGUAUUUUUGUUCUCACAACUUAAGGUCAUUUUCAGUGAGAAUUUUGAUUUUCAGAGCUUCAAAUAUCUUUAGUAAAGUAAAAAUACUAUACUUAACUUAGAGAUACAAGUCCUUAAACAAGCACAGGGUUGAACAGUUGUACACCAUUGUGUAGCUCAUUGUGGUGGUUGAUGUUUUUAACAGACAUGGCUUUUUUUAACGCAAUAUAUCAAGGUAACAAGUGGGUCCAUGUGGAUAAGUACACAGGACAUUUUUCUGAACCGCCUGUCGAACCUUAGUCAGUAUUGAUAUGUUCACAUAUUAAUGACGAGUGCAUGUCUGCCUUCUAUCAUAUUUACAGACAGUGGAUUGUGUUCCAAAUUAACAAGAAGAAAAAUAUGUACUGAAAGUUAUAAAAAAAAAUUAGAAACUGAGAAAACUAGGCUAAAUAAACAAAAAUUUUAGACUAGUUUCUUAGAUUGUAUGCUCAUCAAAUGCAAGAUGUAGCUGCAGACUUCUGUGAAUAUUGACCAAUCUAGGUGAUUCAGAAAAUCUUGAAGUACUCCAAUGGUUCAACAGUCUAUUAGUAGUGGAAAUGACUGAUUGGCUGUCGUAAAUGAAUCUAUAUUGACUAUAAUUGUAAAAAUAACUGUUCUAAAAAUUUGAAUAAAUUUUAAAAAAGU